Messenger RNA from Acaulospora colombiana, 414 nucleotides. The record is from the annotation of a GenBank genome assembly. Lineage: Eukaryota; Fungi; Glomeromycota; Glomeromycetes; Diversisporales; Acaulosporaceae.
AUGCUUUCUACAAACACUCCACCAAACGCGCGACCCAGGCCUCCAGCACAACUUAGGCGCAGUCAGAACAGUGCACUACGUUCAAAAGAUGCCCAGUCGCCGCCCCCUCCACCCUAUGAAAUAUCUUCCGUUGUUCCGGACGACGUUACACCCCUCCAUAGACGCCACCUCAGUGUCUGCUCGGUAUCCAGUACUGUUGACCCGUCCGUUAUUGCUACUGCUCAGAUGCUGGGACUCAACUUGGAAGGCGCAGCGGACCAGGACCGACUCCUAGAUGAGGAAUACAUACGAGACAAGAGUAAGGAGGAGUUGGAGAAGCUCCUUCUCAAAGCGGAGGCCGUGAUCCGCGCGCGUGAAAGAGGUGAGGACACCAACCCUGCCAGGGCAAGCUACUUAUCACGUGCACAGAAUUGA